Musa acuminata AAA Group (dessert banana) is the source of this 1957-nucleotide messenger RNA. RefSeq lists its product as uncharacterized. Gene Ontology annotation, biological process: molybdate ion transport. The transcript is spliced from 9 exons. Bases 63 to 1427 code for a protein of 454 amino acids. NCBI's taxonomy places the organism in Eukaryota, Viridiplantae, Streptophyta, Magnoliopsida, Zingiberales, Musaceae. Gene Ontology annotation, molecular function: molybdate ion transmembrane transporter activity. The record is from RefSeq and is a predicted model, not a curated record. Gene Ontology annotation, cellular component: membrane.
AUUUCGCGUCCGUCGAGCGCACACAAGUGCACCUUCGUCUCGUCCCCUCGGCCGUCCGCGACAUGGGAGUGGUGAUCGAGAGCGAUCGAUGGGAGCCGAAGCCCUCCGCCUUCAUCGUUCUCUCCGCCGCCUGCUUCGCUUCCGUCUUUCUGCGCCCUUACUUCUCCAAGAGCAACGCCGCCAGGGGAUCCGGGGCGUCUUCUCUGCUCGAUCUCGGCCCUACGGCCCCUUUUCUUCGCUUCCAGAGGGGCUUCUUGCUGCUCUACUCGCUGGCUUCCGUAAUGGACGGCCUUGAAUCGAUGUUUGGUGAGUAUGAGUUCGCACUAUACGGAAUCAGCCGUGAGCAGAUGACAUGCUAUCUCUCCAUAGGAGCUGUGGUUGCUCUCGUUUUUGGUACUUUCUCCGGCGUUCUUUUUGAUAUGGUGGGUCCAAGAAAGGCUUGUCUGUUAUUUUGCAUUCUUCAUCUUUUUGUUGGUGUCUUGAAGAGUGUGGUCAGGCAUCCAACUGUCUGGAUAUCAAGUAUAUGCUUAUCACUUGCUUCUUCUUUGUUCUCAUUCUGUUAUGAGACAUGGAUGGUAAUGGAACAUGAAAAGCAAGGUCACAAGCAAGAUCUUCUGAGUGAUACAUUUUGGUUGAUGACCUUUUUUGAGUCUCUAUCUCUAAUCGGCAGCCAAGGGCUGGCAAAUUUGUUAGUUAAAGAUCUUAAAAGAAGAUCCCUUUCCCCUUAUGUUCUGGCUGCCUUAUUGGCAAUUUUAAGCGCUCUCUGUAUCAGGAAACAAUGGAGCAGAAGUUAUCAUAUAAUUUCUGUUGACAGUUAUAUAAAAUCAUUCUCAGCUCAUGUUCUUAGAGACAAAAAGAUUUUGGCUCUAGCAUGGACUCAAGCAAGUAUCCAUUUCUCCAUGUCAGUUGUUUGGAUCCUUUGGGCACCGACCUUAGUGGCAGAUGGAAGGGAGGUGAAUCUAUCUAUGAUAUACCCAUGCUUUAUUGGCUCAAGAAUGCUCGGGAGCACUGUUUUUCCAUGGUAUUUUAGUGAGGUAAAAUCAUUUGGAAAUGAGGAUUGCCUAACAACCGCUUUGGGGGUUGCUGGUUUAGCUUUGUUCAUUGUCGCUUAUGAUUACCAGGAGAUUGGAUUUCUGGUUAUUCUAUUUUGUGUCUUUCAUGCUUGUGUCGGGUUUAGUUUGCCUUCACUUGCAAGAUUGAGGACAAUGUACCUACCUAAUGAGCUUCGUGGGGGGAUGAUAAGCUCCUCGCUAGCACCGGCUAAUGUAGCAAUUUUGUUAUUUCUGCUCAAGGGUGGUUAUCAUCAAAAUCUUGCGAAUUCUACAAUUAUGGCUCUUUCUGCUUUUGGCCUAUUAAUUGCUGCUGGCUGCAUUUAUAAACUGAGAUCAUGGCGAAAGCAGUGCCGUCAAGACUGGCAUUAUACAUAACCACAAUAAAAAUAGUCCAAGAGCUAAUCAGGCACAUCUCAGAUAGUCUUUUGUUCUAUGCUCAUAAGCACAGAAAGCCAGGGUUCCUUUCAGUUUGUCGAUUCUUGUAUCUUGCAUUCCUUCAUGGAUCUUGUUGAGGCUGAGACAACCGUAGUAUUGUUUGUUUUAAUCAAUGUUUUGCAGUGAAUUUGAAAGACGUGAGGUGUUGUAAGAAUGGGACUCAGUACCAGUCAAUUUUUGGCACGUCAGAGGACAAGAAUUUACUAAGAUGAGUCCUAACAUGAUAAAAAAAAAGAAUAAACCUGUAGAAAGGGCGUUGCAGUUUCUUUCUUCUGCAACUGGAGCCUAUACUAAGGUAACCCAAGUGAGCACCCCUCUAUUUGUUCCCUCAGUACAAACUUUUUUUGUUUUUUGAGCAAGUUUAAUUUCUGUCAAACAUUGCAAAGUGACUAUGUUACAUCUCAAGUUAGAAAACGUAUGUUCCAUUACCUAAUUAUCAAAGUAUUCGAAUGAUCGAUCGGGUUUAUUCA